Carassius gibelio (silver crucian carp) is the source of this 3387-nucleotide messenger RNA. Its product is annotated as potassium voltage-gated channel subfamily V member 2-like. Gene Ontology annotation, cellular component: voltage-gated potassium channel complex; membrane. Gene Ontology annotation, molecular function: delayed rectifier potassium channel activity. Gene Ontology annotation, biological process: protein homooligomerization; potassium ion transmembrane transport. Lineage: Eukaryota; Metazoa; Chordata; Actinopteri; Cypriniformes; Cyprinidae. Bases 231 to 1889 code for a protein of 552 amino acids. The transcript has 2 exons. The record is from RefSeq and is a predicted model, not a curated record.
UGCUUUCUCUCUUUUUAGCUAUAUUGCUAACUCUAAAAAGCUGCAAGCAGUGGAAUAUGUUUUCUCAAUCUGGCUGGAAAUUUCCUUGAAGCUGCAAACCGAUACGCAUUUUAAAGGGAAGUGGGACUUGUGUACAAGAAAUGUAAAAUCUGAAUAUUUUUCUGCUUUCAUUAGUAACAAGAAAUUAGUCUCUUUUCAGUGCUUUACCCAUUCCUCAAGCAACCAUAAUAAUGGAUCAUCCAAGAAGGCAUCUGAAUAGGCUAAAAAAGAGACGUUCAAGUCUUUUUGCGAGUGUCAAACUUAAUGCCAGCUUUUCACGGAGUAUAGAAGAAGAAGAGAGUGCCUUUCCGUUUUCACAAGACAGCUCUGUGAAACCUUGGACAUCGAUGGACAACCUCGAUACUCCAUCACCUCAGGCAAGUGACAAAAGAGAUCAAGAAAAGAGGAAAGGCAGUGAGACCGAAGCAGCAAAGAUGCCACACCGUCAUUCAGCUGUGAUCAAUGUUAACGUAGGUGGAAAACUCUUUACCAUUCCCAAGCACUUGGCUAUCAGAUACCCUAAAACCAGAAUAGGCAGCUUAGCCCUGUGCAAAGAUCCUGUCAAGCAGCUAACGCUCUGUGAUGACUAUUGUGUGCUCACUAAUGAGUUUUUUUUUGACCGGGAUCCCACUUUCUUCCACUACAUCUUCCACUUCUAUUGUAGCAAUGUGUUAUGGGUAAUGGAGAGUCUUUGCCCUGUCAAUUUUGAGGAGGAGAUGACGUUUUGGGGCCUGCGUUUGAGGGAAACUCCUCGCUGCUGUCGCAUUCUCUACGAGGAGAAACUAGACGAGAUAAGAGACCAGCUGAAAGUGAACCGGGAGCUUAUGGCGGAAAUCGAGCCCCAGCAUAAUGAGGAGGGUUUCAAAACAAUGAUCUUUGGAGGUAUUCGUAAGAUGCUGUGGGACCUGAUGGAGAAUCCAUACUCCUCGAUGGCUGCUAAGGCCUUUGCUGUGUUCUCCAGCCUCUUUGUGCUUAUCUCCAUUGUAGCGAUGACUCUAAACACUGUGAGCGAGCUGAAAGAUUAUAAAAUCUAUGGAAGAACCUACAUGGAGUGUGUGGAGAUCACUUCAAUUCUCUUCUUCACCUUUGAGUACUUCCUUCGCUUGCUGACAACUUGCGACGUCAAGCAUUUUCUGAAGAGCGCACUUAAUUUCGUAGACUUAGUGGCUGUCAUGCCCUACUUUAUCCAGCUGAUAUUUGAGGCUUUUGCCGACCAGGAAGAUCUCAGCGUUCAAGAUGAUCUGAAAACGAUGGCGAGGGUUAGCAAAGUUAGCAAAGUGCUCAAAGUCGUCAAACUCAUGAGAAUCUUUCGCAUUUUGAAACUGGCGAGGCACUCAACUGGCAUGCGGGCAUUUGGCUUCACUCUUCGCCAGUGUUUUGAACAGGUCUGCUGCCUGUUUCUGUUCAUUAUCAUGGGGAUCUUCACCUUCUCCGCCCUAAUGCACUCAGUGGAGCAGGAUGUUGUAGGAACACCGUUUAGCAGUAUACCAGAUGCCUGGUGGUGGGCAGCGGUGAGCAUCUCUACUGUGGGAUAUGGAGAUGUGGUGCCCAUUUCUUACUCCGGUCGAGUGGUGGCUUUUGGGUGUAUAUCUUUUGGUAUUAUUCUAAACGGGAUGCCAAUCUCCAUCCUGUUUAACAAAUUUUCUGACUAUUAUGCCAAGUUGAAGGCCCAGGAGUACACUAACACAAAAGUCCAGCGGGGUUUGAACCUCAAGAAAAGACUGCAAAGAAAAUUAGAGAACUGCUUCGAGCCUCCAAUUGAGGACUCUGAUGAGGACAAUAGGCAUCACAUUGACCAGUGUCAUCAGCGAACAACGUCCUUGUCACCUCGACUGCCUCGCUGCCCUUGAACAGUGAGCUCAGGUUCCCGGCCUCGAAUUAAAUCAGGAUUUAAAGGAUGGGUGAACGCCAGGUUAAAGAAAAUUAAGCCUUUAGCUUUAAGAUGACUUACAAAUGGCAUGUCGCUGAGGAUCUUCGGUGAGCUUGUGCUGAUUUUCAGCAGUCCCUGUUCAUUUGUCUGGCAAAAAGAUGGAUUCAUAUCAAAGGGAUUUACAUCACAGACUGAACACUAUUAUUUGCAUUAUUUGUAUUAUAAGGUCAACACAAACUAUUAGAAUGAUUUGAUCCAUCAUGGCUUCUCUGUAAGGUGGUGGAAUUGCACUUUACCGAUAAAAACAUACAUUAAUCCUGAGAUUCUGAAAAUAUUUUUUCCUCUAUUAAAACCAAAAGGAUUUCCGUGGAUCAAGUGAGACUUAUGUGGCCUUUUGGUGUAUUUGGAGUGUUGCUUUCAUAUAGUUUCUAGGUGAAGUGCAUUUAGAUACUAUGGCUUUCAUAUACUGAUAAAACUGAGAAAUAAUAAUAAUAAUAAUGAACAUUGUAUUUGCAUAGUCUUUAGUAAGCACUUUAUCACCCUUUCAGAUUAGCACUACACAUAUUUUGACUGUUUUUGAAGGUCAGAAGGGGGAUUUCCUCAACUGUUUAUUAUUUAUAAGACUCUGUCCGCAGUAAGCCAGAGCCAUACUAUAAUUUAAAAAAAUCUUGUUAAUAUCUGUUCCCCUUUCUUUCUACCCCAUGCAUUAUAAUCCUAUAUCCUUCCUUUAAUACAUAAUAUGAUCAUCAUAUCAUCAAACUUUUAGAUAACAAAGUCCCUUUUGCUCUGUUACAUAACAACAUAUUUCUGCAACUUGCAUAUACUGGAAAACUAGUAAAAGAUAAGACAAUUGUUUCUGCUCAUAAAAAAGAACUAGUUCAGCAUAUAUAUGUUGCUACAUACAUAAUUCACUAUAUAACCAGUAAUAAAAAAGCUGUAGGCUCCAUGAAACUACAUGCAAAUGAAACCAGUAACAUCUUCUGUAUUUAGCCCAUGCACAAUGUGAAUCUCAGAGGGGUUGCUUUCCUUUGGCUUGGUGUAAAAGGCUUUGUUUGUAUUGUUUUCCCAUGAACAUAUUCAUUUUUUUUGUCUUCUCUGAAAACAAUCUAAGUGCUAAUUGAGCACGUAAGCUACUGUAAGUGAGAAGUCAAGCGAUCUGACUUAAUGUCUAAUAGGAUUACAGGAUCAAGAGGACCCAUGAUGCCAGUGUUUUGAGUGAAAUGUUCAACUUCAAUUAAGAAAAUGUAAAGACAAGAGCCCUUGACAGCUGCAUGUUAGUGGCCUUUGUUGAACAGCAAAGGUCAUCCUCUGCCACUGUCAGCAAGGAUUUACUGCAUAACGGUCAAUUAUGGGAUCAUCUAGUGAAUUCAGACGACACUGGAAUAACUAAUGUAUCUGUUUGAUAUUUAUUAUAUAUUCCUUCUCUGUUGUUUAACCCACCCCAACAGCGAACACAAAUAAAUCAUCAGCAUAUCAAA